GCCUCCGCGCUUCCUGCAGCCCGGGAUGUGCGCGAUGAACGCGGUUCGCCGUCAAACAAAAUAACAGUGCAGCUCCGAAGGAUGAAAGGGCUGCAAAAGCCGGCGGGGAUUCAGUGAUCCGGCGCUCAUCAAGGCCGAUUCGGACGGCGGAGCAAAGUAUAAGCCUGGAGUAGCCAUGUCGGACAGCAUAUCCUUGCCGUCCUACACAGACUAUCCCCUCGACCUACCUUUCCUCAAUUCUAACCUGCGCCGAUCCCCCGCAAAGCCCGUCAACGCAUACCCCGAAAGCAGCGGGGCAGCGAUCCUCUCGGCACUGAGGAACCUGCAAGAGAAGAUCCGCCGGCUGGAGAAGGAGCGGGCAGAGGCGGAGAAGAAGCUGCAGCACCUGAGCAGGGAGGCGUCACGUUCGCGGGGGGCGCUGGAGAGCAGGGCGGAGAACGGCGGCAGGGGCAGAGUGACGAGCCAGGAACUGUCCUCGCAGCUCGCCGCUGCAGAGUCGCGCUGCAACCUGCUGGAGAAGCAGCUGGAGUACAUGAAGAAGAUGGUGAGGAACGCGGAGAGCGAGAGGACAGCCAUGCUAAAGGAGCAGGUAUCAUUAGAGAAGGAAAAGGCGACCAGUCACACCGAAGUUCAGGUCAGGUUUGAGAAGCUAGACCUGCUGGAGCAGGAGUACCUGAAGCUGAUGAAGACCCAGAGUCUGGCUGAGAGCAAGAUUCGUCAUCUGGAGCAGAAGCUGAGGGAGGAAGAGCACCAGCGGAAGCUAGUGCAGGACAAGGCCGCGCAGUUACAGACGGGCCUGGAAGCCAACCGGAUCCUGCUGGAGUCUGUGUCUCCUCGACCAAGCAAAGCUCCAAAAAAAAGGAAGAAGUCGACCAAGGGGGGCACCUCGAAGCCCCUGCAGCAUCAGCAUCAUUCCCGUCCGCAGCCCCAUUACAGACUGUGUCUUGGGGACGUGCCCUUUGUGGCAGGGACGUCGACGGGCACCAGCCACUCCGUUCGCGCCAAUGUCCAGCAUGUGCUACACCUCAUGAAGCAGCACAACCGGCAGCUGUGCAACGACCGCGUGCUCAGUGACACGCCAAUGGCCGGGAAGUCCCAGGCCAGCCGGAGGAAGUCUGCUGCCUGUCACUCAACAGGUGGCUCCGCCUCUUCCUCCUCCUCCUCCUGUAGCGACGAGCUCUCGGAGCUGCUGCUGACCCUCCAGGAUGAGUUCGGCCAGAUGAGCUUUGAGCACCAGGAGAUGGUGAAGCAGAUCCAGGAUGCACGUUCCGACCGACUGCGGCAGGACCUGGAGAGGGAGCUGGAGGGCCUGGUGAAGAGGAUGGAGAGCAAGGGGGAGCAGAUCGGGAAGGUGCGGCGGCACCAGGCGCAGGUGGCGAAACUCUGGAAGGAGACGAGGGGCAGGCGGAGGCGGGACAGCGAGGUCAGGGUGACCACCACAGUGACGACACGGGGGCGGGCUGCGGAGGCGGCGGAGGCGAAACCUGGGGACCGCAGCAGGGACAGCCUGCAACUGCUAAAGGACAUGCGAAGCCUGCAGACGUCACUGCGGAGGGAGCAGAUCAGCUGGGACCACUGAGGAGGGGUGGGGUGGUCUGGAAACCAGCAUUAAGGAUGUGACCUUGGCUGUUUACAUUCCUGCAGGGUGGUUAUUUUUUGCCCACUCGUUACCACCAGGGGGCAGGAGUGCUAAAGGCGGGGGGUGGUGGUAUAUAUAUAUACAUAUAUAUGUAUUUUAACUCUGCUGGGAAAUCUGGGGAUUUAGUGAGUUAUAAUGGAGUGUGUAAGCUCUGGGUACGUCCCCCCAGGACAGAGAAUCACAAGCCUGCGCUUUUAACACGUCCUUUUGUCAGCAUCAGCUGAAAUUCCAAAUGUUUACUUUUGCAUAAUUGCUGUCAAUCGUACCAAUAAAUAUUUAUUUUUUAA
Messenger RNA from Brienomyrus brachyistius, 1926 nucleotides. RefSeq names its product centrosomal protein 57 (gene cep57). Gene Ontology annotation, molecular function: gamma-tubulin binding; microtubule binding; identical protein binding. Gene Ontology annotation, cellular component: centrosome. The transcript is spliced from 11 exons. Lineage: Eukaryota; Metazoa; Chordata; Actinopteri; Osteoglossiformes; Mormyridae. The record is from RefSeq and is a predicted model, not a curated record. The coding region runs from base 176 to 1579 and encodes 467 amino acids.